Molecule: messenger RNA, 673 nt
Organism: Aethina tumida (small hive beetle)
Lineage: Eukaryota; Metazoa; Arthropoda; Insecta; Coleoptera; Nitidulidae
Exons: 4
Coding region: 8-673 (221 amino acids)
Source: RefSeq, a predicted model, not a curated record
AUUUGACAUGCAUUUAACAGCACUAUUGUAUUUAUUGUUGUGUACUAGCUGCUAUUCAUCAAGGAUGAGUGCAAAAAAUGAUUGCAGAUUAUCGAGAAGUUGCUAUAAAGAAAACGAUGAGGAAGAAAGCACCAUGUCAAAUUUAGCCUUCUACCGGAUGACACUUUUUGAAAAUCCAGUGUAUCUUAUACUCCUAAUAAUAUUGGGCACGUUUAUUUUCUUAUUCCUUCUAGGUUUUAUUAAAGGCGUGUUAGGCUUAUUUGUAUCCAAGAAAAUAGGUUCUGCUGGACUACAUUUAUUAAUUGAUCUCCCAAGAAACUUGCACGAGUACCAAGAAUACGAAUUAAAGCACAGAUGUAUAAUUUACGACGUAGCAGGCUGGCCCGUUCAUCCCGAUACGAGGGAAAGAAGUGUACGUGCAAUGACCAAAAACAUGGAAUUUUGUUUAAAUCUGGUCUUCUUCUUUUUAUAUCCAAUGUCUAAAAUUGUUCAUUUAUGUUCCUUGUGUUGUUGUAUUGAGACUGUCCAUGAGCAUGAUGAAGAAGCAAAAUACUUAAAUGAAGGAAAUAUUACAAUGGACAUGUAUGAAGAUGAGUUGAGAGAAGAGGAAGACACAAAUUACGUUAUUAACAUACUGAAGACCAGUAAAUCAAGUUUAUGUAGACAUAAUUAA